Molecule: messenger RNA, 1050 nt
Organism: Diutina rugosa
Lineage: Eukaryota; Fungi; Ascomycota; Pichiomycetes; Serinales; Debaryomycetaceae
Exons: 1
Coding region: 1-1050 (349 amino acids)
Cellular component (GO): mitochondrion
Molecular function (GO): oxidoreductase activity
Source: RefSeq, a predicted model, not a curated record
AUGCCCACCUUCAAAUCAUUUACUUACGCCUAUAAUAAAGACCCCCUUCAUGUCACCGUCAGUGAAUUGAAACACCCCAAAGCCGAUGAGGUGUUGAUCAAAGUUAGCGCAGCCUCAUUGAAUCCAGUUGACAUUGUCUUAUACAACCUGGCUUAUUACAUCACUUCCUUCUGGAACAAUAAGCAAGGUGUGGGGCGUGAUUACUCAGGGACGGUGGAAGCUGUGGGAGCGCAAGCAGCGCAAUCAUCAGGGUUAAAAGUGGGUGACCAUGUUUAUGGGUUAUACUCUCACCCAUUGGGUAAAGGUACUAUUGCUGAGUACGUUACCAUUAAACCUGGUGGGCUUGACUGCACCGUCUCCAAGAUUCCUGCUGGCUUAUCGAAGAAAGAGGCCGCUGCCAUCCCCUUAGUGUUUGGUACUGCCAACCAAAUGAUGGAAGGCCACCAAAUCCGAGGGUCUAAGGUUUUGAUUCUCGGUGGCGCCACAUCUGUGGGGAGAUACCUUAUUCAACUUGCUCGCGUUAAGGGAGCUGCUGAAAUCGUCACUACCAAUGGUGGUCGUUCAAACGACUUGGUGCAGCUGUUGGGCUCGACCAAGCAAAUUGACUACCACGACUUCCCUAACUUGUUGACCCCUGUGCUUGAAUCUGCCAGAAAUGGCAAGUUCAAUUACAUUUAUGAUUGUGCUGGUAACAAUGACUUGUUUGGCCACAUGGGACAAAUCAUUGCUCCCAAGCCCAAUGGCUACGUUUCCAUUGUGGGUGAUCGUCACAUUCACCACCUGCAAGAUGAUCUUGUCUCCUUAUUUUGGGCUAACCGCGCUCUCGCUGUCAGGGCAAUCCGGCUGCAGCUUGGUUUGCUUCCAUACACCUAUAAGUAUGAUCUUCUCAAGCCUGGUAAAUGGCUUGACUACGCCACGUCGUUAUAUGAACAAGGUCAGCUUCAAGUGUUUGUGGACUCAACUUGCAGCUUUGCUGACACCCCGAAUGCCUUCAACAAGGUGGGGCUGGGCAAGGCCUCUGGUAAGGUCGUCAUUCAAAUUGAAAAUUGA